AUGAGUGCAAGACAGAGAAGGCCCGUGCCGGUGGCGACGACCACGGUGGACACCGAGACACCCGCUACCACCAACAAACGAACCCUCCAUUUCUUCCACCAGUUGGAGCCAUGGCAACAGGAUAAUCACUACAUCAAAAGUGGCUACGUGCCCCUGACCAACUCCUACUGGGGGUGUGCCAAACUGUUGCUUUACAUUCAUAACGAAACGGGCAAUAUCUACUCCCAUUUGAUCCCGGGACUGACGGCUUUUUUAGCUGUGUGUGCCUACCUCAAGUGGGGUUUGCCGCGGUAUCCGACCUACCUGGGAUGGUGGGAAGAAGCCACCUUCCUCAUGUUUGGGGCCGCAUGCUGGGGGUGUCUUUUCAUGCUGCUGACAUUCCACUGCUUAAAAGCCCACUCGCACAAAGUGCUGAAGUUUGGUAACCAGCUCGACUAUUUCGGCAUUGUCAUCUUGAUCACGUGUCUGCUUAUAUCGAUCAUGAACUUCAGUUACCGUCCCGAGCCCACCGUCAGAAACGGGUUCAAUUUCGUGUUUUUGGUGUUUGGGCUGAUUUGCACUUAUCUCACCCUCCACCCGGAAUUCUCUACCCCCAAGUACCGUCCGUUCCGCCUGUUUAUGUUUAUCAUAUUUGGCCUUUCUGGAGUGCUUCCCAUCUUGUGUGGCAUCUACUGGUACGGCGGUUCGGUGGCGUGGGAGCGGGCGCAAAUCAAGUGGCUCUUGCUCGAAGGGGCAUUCUACAUUGCCGGUGCUCUCUUAUACGCCGGUAGAAUUCCCGAGCGGUUCACUCACACUGACGACCCCCACGUCAAGGGUAAGUUUGAUAUUUGGGGCCACUCCCACCAGAUCUUCCACGUGAUGGUGGUCAUUGCUGCCUGGUGCCACUGGAAGGCGUUGGUGGGGUGCUACAACUACAUGCACCAAGUGCUUUUAGCCUCGCCAUGA
Molecule: messenger RNA, 945 nt
Organism: Diutina rugosa
Lineage: Eukaryota; Fungi; Ascomycota; Pichiomycetes; Serinales; Debaryomycetaceae
Product: PAQR-type receptor
Exons: 1
Coding region: 1-945 (314 amino acids)
Cellular component (GO): membrane
Molecular function (GO): signaling receptor activity
Source: RefSeq, a predicted model, not a curated record